AUGUAUCUUCGGUUCACAUCUAUCUAUCUAUCUAUCUAUCUAUCUAUCUAUCUAUCUAUCUAUCUAUCUAUCUCAGUCGGUUCAAAUCUAUCUAUCUAUCUAUCUAUCUAUCUAUCUAUCUAUCUAUCUCUCACUCAUUAUAUUUUUUUCAUAUCUAUCUAUCUAUCUCUUAAUCUCUUCAUAUCUAUCUUUCUAUCUAUCUAUCUAUCUAUCUAUCUCUUAGCUUCUUUAUAUCUAUCUAUGUUUCUUCAAACAGCGGUUCACGACGUGUCGGUUUACAUCUAUCUAUCUAUCUAUCUAUCUAUCUAUCUAUCUAUCUAUCUAUCUAUCUAUCUAUCUCAGUCGGCUCACAUUUAUCUAUCUAUCUAUCUCUGUCGGUUCACAUCUAUCUAUCUAUCUAUCUCAGUCGGUUCACAUCUAUCUAUCUAUCUAUCUAUCUAUCUAUCUAUCUCAGUCGACUCACAUCUAUCUAUCUAUCUAUCUAUCUAUCUAUCUAUCUAUCUAUCUAUCGCAGUCGGCUCACAUCUAUCUAUCUAUCUAUCUAUCUAUCUAUCUAUCUAUCUAUCGCAGUCGGCUCACAUCUAUCUAUCUAUGUAUCUAUCUCAGUCGGUUCACAUCUAUCUAUCUAUCUAUCGCAGUCGGCUCACAUCUAUCUAUCUAUGUAUCUAUCUCAGUCGGUUAUCAUCUAUCUAUCUAUCUAUCUAUCUAUCUAUCUAUCUCAGUCGGCUCACAUCGAUCGAUCGAUCGAUCCAUCGAACUACCUACGAGGGAAUCAGGAUAUAUAAACUCUAUAUAUCAGAAUUAUGA
Messenger RNA from Acanthosepion pharaonis, 807 nucleotides. NCBI's taxonomy places the organism in Eukaryota, Metazoa, Mollusca, Cephalopoda, Sepiida, Sepiidae. The record is from the annotation of a GenBank genome assembly.